Molecule: messenger RNA, 3433 nt
Organism: Xyrauchen texanus (razorback sucker)
Lineage: Eukaryota; Metazoa; Chordata; Actinopteri; Cypriniformes; Catostomidae
Gene: gle1
Product: GLE1 RNA export mediator
Exons: 16
Coding region: 58-2202 (714 amino acids)
Biological process (GO): regulation of translational initiation; regulation of translational termination; poly(A)+ mRNA export from nucleus
Cellular component (GO): cytoplasm; nuclear pore; nuclear pore cytoplasmic filaments
Molecular function (GO): translation initiation factor binding; phospholipid binding; inositol hexakisphosphate binding
Source: RefSeq, a predicted model, not a curated record
ACUCAAAUAAACUCGUCUGACCACUGAGCGGCAAAAAUUCACUCUAAUGCCCCAAAAAUGCCUUUAGAAAACCUGAGAUGGGAAACUUUAGAAGCUUUGAAAAACUCUCCGAAAGGGAAUCUCAAAUACAGCCCUGAAUGGCUGGAGAACGGAGAGGAUAUUCUCUCAGGCUGUAUUGAUGUGUCCAGUCUGUCUCCUCGGUCGGGUCAGAUCUUAAAGAGACUGAGCCCUCGACAGGUGCUGAACAGCUGCUCUCUGGGUUCCUCAGUCCGUGACACGAGUUCCAGUGUUUCUGAUGACGCGUCAGUCUGCCGUUCAGUUCCCGUCAGUCCGGAUCGGGUCUCACCCAGCACUUCUGCACCUCCGGUCUCCAUCCAGACUGAAGGGGAGGAGGAGGAGGAGAAGGAAGCAGAGGAUAUACAGGAAGCUCCAGAUGCCAGUCCUGAUAGGACUGUCAGCCCCCCCCCAGGGAUCUCCGUCCUGUCGCCCCGAGCAACGCAGAUGGCCGGUUGCAUCCGCAUGUGUGAACAAAAACACAGGGCUAAAGCAAAGGUGGAGCUGAGCUUGAGACAGGAGCAGCAGGAGCGUGUGGUGGCAAUGGUGGCCAGUCGCGAGUCAGAGCAGCUCAAACGCUUCGAGGAGUUAAUGGAGCUUAAACAGAGACAAGAAUACCAGAGUAUGAGAGACAUGAUGGAGAAAGAGACACAGGAGAGUCUCGGCCGUCAAGAGAAACUGCGAGAGGAACACAGGCACCGAAUGAAGAUCUUGAACUUGCGCCUGAGGGAGGCGGAGCAACAGCGCCUGCGGGAGGCGGAGCUUGAACGGCAGAAGCAGAUGGAGGGCAGAGAGAGACUCAGAACGCUUAAUGCCAUUCAGGAGGAAGUGCUACAACUCAACCAGCUCUUGCACCCAGCCACGCCCACACAGCCAGGCCCCGCCCCUGACCACACCCCCUACAUCACCCGUGGUAACCAGCUGUGCUCACAGGUGUCAGAAGUGGUGCGGACCACAACAGAGGGUCAGUUUCCUAGUGGGGAGGACAUGGCUGUGGCAGAGCGGGCAGUACAGGAAAUGAGGUCACUGGUCAGAGCUCUGCAGGAAGAGAUGGCACAGGCUGCAGAGAGAAAGAAGAAGGAACAAGAGGAAGAGAGGAAACGACAGGUUGAGCUGAAAGCCCAACAAGAAGACCAGAAGAGAUUUGCAGAGCAGUCCACUAAAGAGAAGGCGAGGAAAGAGGGUCUGCAGAUGAGAGCAGACAACAGCACUUUAAAGUGUUACAACGAACUUCAGGAAGUGGCCAGACAGUGUGCUUUGUCUUUUGAAGAUCUCAGCGCUAAAGACACGCAGACGAAGAAAUUAAAAAUGGAGCUCCAAAAGGCUGCAACCAUUCCUGUGAGCCAGAUAGCAAGCACUUCAGGUUCUCCGCUGAGGGAGAUCUUUGAUAAGAUUGAUAAGCUGUUGUCAGGGCAACCGGUAACGUCCAGUGGAAAGUCAGUUUCCACAUCGCAGCAUCCACACGGGCUAGAGUUUGUUAGCUAUAAACUGGCAGAAAAGUUUGUGAAACAAGGAGAAGAGGAGGUGGCAUCUCAUCAUGAGGCAGCUUUCCCUAUUGGGGUCGUGGCGUCAGGCAUGUGGGAACUCCAUCCUAAAGUUGGAGAUCUUAUACUGGCUCACCUCCAUAGAAUGUGCCCAUAUGCUGUGCCACACUACCCACCUAUGAAAGAUGGCAUGUCAGUGGAGGAGUUCCAGAGGAUUCUGGGAUACCGUGUGGAUGACUCACAAGUAGAGGGUCAGGAUAGUUUUUUGAAAAGAAUGUCGGGAAUGAUCCGUCUGUAUGCGGCGAUAAUGCAGCUGAGAUGGCCUUAUACUAACAAACAAGGGCCUCAUCCUCAUGGAUUGAAUCAUGGCUGGCGCUGGCUGGCACAGAUACUCAACAUGGAGCCUCUCGCUGAUGUCACAGCAACAAUUAUCUUCGACUUCCUGGAGGUCUGUGGAAAUGCCCUUAUGAAGCAAUAUCAAGGCCAGUUCUGGAAACUGCUGCUCCUCAUUAAAGAAGAAUACUUUCCAAGAAUUGAAGCAGUCACCAGCUCGGGUCAGAUGGGCUCUGUAACCAGACUGAAGCAGUUUUUAGAGACCUCUCUAAGAACAAAGCAGAUCCCCUCUCCCAAGGGCCAGCUGACCUCUGCCUUCUGGAGGUCCUGAUUGGUGGACAACGGUGUACCUCUGCUGGAUAUCAAGCGAUGAAAUACGACGUUUCAGUUUAAACGGAUUGAAUAUGUUUACAUAAGUGUCAAUGCAUAUAGGGUUAAUUUAAUGAAGCAUCAUGCCACGUUAAGUUCGUUUAUUUUCUUUUAUCAGUGCGUUUGAGAAAACGUUGACUUUCCGGAUCUUAAUUGUAACCACAUUAUCCAUUUCCUGUUACGCCAAAACCAAAAAAGAAGCCUUAUUUUUGGAAUAGGAUGAUUGAAUGUAAUCUCAUGCGCGUGUAUAGGAAUUAAAUGUAUAUUGACGUGGAUAUUUAAGAUUUUUAUGACAUUAAGGAUUAAACAAAAACGCCUACUGGUGCUUUGCAUGUGUUGUUAAAUCAGAAAGUCAAUGGGGCAAAUGUUUGAUCCCGUUUUAGUCGCAUGUUUGCUCUUAUACAAUUAUAAGCGUCACAUUUCUGCCUUUAAACGCUCCAAAAAUUGGCGCCAUUGACUUCCAUUGUAAGUGUCUCACUGGAACACACAUUUGUGCUUUUUUUUUAAAGAAAAUGAACCCGGAAUAUUCCUUUUUUUCUCUCACAAUUCCCACUACUUAGUAGGUCCUCGUGGUGGCACGGUUACUCAAUCCAGGUGGCAGAGGACAAGUCUCAGAUGCCUCCGCUUCUGAGACCGUCAAUCCGUGCAUCUUAUCACGUGAUUCGUUGUGCAUGACACCGCGGAGACUCACAGCAUGUGGAGGCUCAUGCUACUCUCCACGAUCCACACACAACUCACCACACGCCCCAUUGAGAGUGAGAACCACUAAUCACCACCACGAGGAGGUUACCCCAUGUGACUCUACCCUCCCUAGCAACCGGGCCAAUUUGGUUGCUUAGGAGACCCAGCUGGAGUCACUCUGGAUUCUAACUCACGACUCCAGCGGUGAUAGUCAGCGUCAAUAUUCGCUGAGAUACCCAGACCCCUGGAAUAUUCCUCUCCUUCUGUGUUCCACGGAAGAAAUUCAGCAAGCUGCUCUUCAGCUCCCUGUGGUGUGAAUAAAUUAUCCAAAUAUAAUAUGCUGCUGUUAUUGUGUUUGUUGUAACUUGCCGUUGUAAUUAUUCAGAGCUCAUCUUAUACUUAAUAUAUUGUCUUUGUCACCAUUAUUGUGAUUUGUAUGUCAAAUAAUAAGGUCCGCGAGAGUUCAUGCGCGCAUACGAAUAUGUGCUAUGAGUAGUUUCAAAAUAAAAGUC